AUGUCUCUCAUUCAGGUGGAAGAUCUGGUAUCUUACCAAUUGCGCGUCAGCUACCUCGGUGAGGUUGCUGAUGGCGUCGGCGAGCGACUGAUUUCCUUGAAUGACAACUUUCUCAAUACUGCACCUUUCAAAGCUGCUGGAUGGCGCACCAAUCCUGCCCUCAUCAAGCGAACCCACUCCCCGCCGAUACCUACAGCCACUGCCUCGGAGUACUUUCAGGCCCCGCCUCGAUUCGGCCUCACCCUCGAAGAUGACGUGGAGGAGGGCGGCAUGCUCACAGGCGGUGGAACAGAGACUCCAGGGCCAGGAAUCGCAACGAGACGGAGGAGGGAGAGGCGGCGAGAACGCGAAAUGGAAGAGGAUGACAGCAGUGAUCUAAGCGAUGAAAGUGAUGAAGAGUCGGAUCAGAGGGCGGCGCAGCAGAUACGAUUUGCAAAGAUGCCACUCAGAAACCGCUCAGGGUCUUCCCCAAUCCAGUCUUCGCAGUUACGACAGACGGCAGUAGUAUCACCGCAGAGGCAAGCUCCAGGUGCUCGAAGGGGUUCGCAGUCCGCGCUCGAGACGGUCAAGGAGAGGGCUCGUCGCGACACUGUCACUAGUAGUGAGGUAUCCUCAGAUAACGAGUUUGACAAUUCCGGAUAUCGUAAGCACAAGGACUCUGCGAGGGCGGCAGCUAGGUCUGCCAGAUUACAAGCCCGAAUUGCAGAAGAGCCGGCGCAUGGGAUUGAGAGGAUACGGAGCGAACCGCUGGCAGAAGAAGAAGAUGACUCUGAUCUAUCUGAUGCCUCGUCAGCUUUCGUUGAGAGUGUGGACUCGGCAUCGAUUCUGGCCGAUGUAGAGAACACGGUCUUGCCUGCUUCUCCGGGACAGCAGGUCGUUGGUACUCCUCCAAAGCAGCUGCUGCGACAAUCUACAGUACGGAAACCCCCAACACAACCACAGCCCUCGAUAUCGCUGGUCCUGCCGCCGCCUCGACCCAUGAGUACUCUCAGGCCCUUGAGUAUGAUACAGCCCAGAAGUCUCUUGGGUGAUGCUCUCAAGGCCAAGAAUACCAAGCCCAAGAUGCCUUUGGAACAGUUUGCUUCUCUUUCUGGAAAAGGUGAUCCAGAUCCACUAUCCAUCCGUAUUUACGCUCCAUUUUCAAAGACGUCCUCUAAACCUUUUGAGGUCCCCAUUCGGAAGAAUAUACAAGACCCAGAUGGCAGCUUCAGGCCAGUCACUGUUGCAGAACUCAUUGGACUAAGUCUUUGGAGAUACCACGACGAAAAGCUCGAGCCCCCCAUUCCGAACGAUAGACAAAACGUUAAUUGGUGGACGCUACGUAUGGUGGAUGGAGAUGAGGUAGACGAUGACUUUCCACCUCUGGAGAGGAAGAAGCCGGUCAACUCUUUCACCACAGCAAAUAAUCGAGGUGGUAGAUCACGAGGCCCCUCCAAGAUGUACGACGACUUUGGUCUGGUACAAGCAUCUCAAGAAUCAUUCGAGGAGAACCAAAAGUUGACGCCACAAUUUGCCCAAGAAGAAGUGGCCGUCGAAGCUGUGAACGAGGAGGCUACGCCUAAGCCUACUUCUCAGUUACCACCACCUCCUGCUUCAACCCGUCCAAAACCGAACCCAAUCACCAAUACAAUGUUCCGCAUUGAGACGGCACAUGCUGAUAGGCCCGCGGCACCUGAGCCCGCACCAGUUCCAGCAAGCAGAGGACAAAAGAAACUUCUCAAGAUCCAUAUCAUGUCUGCAGAUGUGGCGCCAGGGCAGAUGCUGACACUGGAAGUCACAACGGAUACAUAUCUUGCCGAAGUCCUCGAUAUGGUUUGCAAGAGGCGGCAACUUGACAAGAACACGCACGUCCUCAAACUUCCAGUCUCGGGUUCUGUAGUCUAUGUCGACCGGGCAGUAUCAUCGAUUGGUAAUGUAACAGACUUGGAACUACAUCGCAGACGUUUUGCAACGGAUGGCCCACUCACCAUCACCGGCUCGCCCAUUGGCUCUUCACCGAAGCAGCACAUAUGGGACAAUGCCCUUGCUGCACAAAAGAAGAAGAAAGACAAGGGCGCACCUCAUCCUCUGGCUCAAGAGGCAAUGAAGCUGGACGAAGUAGGCAGCAGUGACGUUAGUCUGAAGAAGUUUGUCGUUUGGAAGAAACAGACUAUGCGUUUCGUUGGCAAUGAGCGUCUCCUGACGAUCGAUGGCGAGUACGUGUAUAUACAACCAUCUUCGGGAGGCAAGCCCACACGAGAAAGUGGGAAAACCACGAGCGUACAUUUCAGCAAUAUCCUCAACUGCAGCACCUCGCGCAAGCAUCCGGGCACUCUCAAGCUAUAUGUCUUCAAGGAUAAUUCGGCAAAGCGUACAGACUAUGAGGCAAAGAGUGCACAAGAGGCUGCUGAGAUUGUAGCCGAGAUCAAGAAGGGCUUUGCGCCAUAUAACAAAGAUUAG
Pestalotiopsis fici W106-1 is the source of this 2439-nucleotide messenger RNA. RefSeq lists its product as uncharacterized. The coding region runs from base 1 to 2439 and encodes 812 amino acids. NCBI's taxonomy places the organism in Eukaryota, Fungi, Ascomycota, Sordariomycetes, Amphisphaeriales, Sporocadaceae. Gene Ontology annotation, biological process: TORC2 signaling. The record is from RefSeq and is a predicted model, not a curated record. Gene Ontology annotation, cellular component: TORC2 complex; cytoplasm; plasma membrane. Gene Ontology annotation, molecular function: phosphatidylinositol-4,5-bisphosphate binding. The transcript has 3 exons.